Molecule: messenger RNA, 3882 nt
Organism: Camarhynchus parvulus
Lineage: Eukaryota; Metazoa; Chordata; Aves; Passeriformes; Thraupidae
Gene: C6H10orf143
Product: chromosome 6 C10orf143 homolog
Exons: 4
Coding region: 7-312 (101 amino acids)
Source: RefSeq, a predicted model, not a curated record
GCCGCCAUGGCCGCGGUGCCGGUGCGGGGCCGGCGUGCGGCGCUCGGGCCGGGGGCAGCCGGGGAGCCGGAAUGUAAGCGGGUGUGCAGGCUGCUGGACACCAUUCCAGGGGAGGCUGCUGCCCAGCUGGUGGACUGUGCCAUGGACCUGGAUUCCAGGCAGAAACUCCUCCCUGGCUCUGCUCCCUGGGCUGCAAAGACAAAGCAGAAUUCCAUGGUUUUGGAAAACCAUGGCAGCAAAGGCAUUUCCCAGCCGUGCCCGAGAUGUGUUGCUGGAGAAUCUGGCCACUUCAGUCACAUCCUGGGCUUCUAGAAAAGGAGAGGAGCAGCUCUGAUUUCCUGCUGGGAUCCCCAGGAUGCAGCUGCUCCUGGGUCCUGCCCUGCCUCAGCACCCCACCCUGGGCACCGUUCCCUGCAACUUCACACCUGCCCAAAACGCUUCUGCUCCUCAGGGAGCUCAGAAUUUGUCCAAAAAGGACAAGGAAAGGCUGGUUUCAUGUUUAGGUAACUCAGAAUUUGUUUUAAAAGGACAAAAAAUGGCUGAUUUCAUAUUUAGCUCAAAAUUUGUCUAAAAAGGACAAGGAAAGGCUGGUUUCAUGUUUAGGUAGUUCAGAAUUUGUCCAUAAAGGACAAGGAAAGGCUGGUUUCAUGUUUAGGUAACUCAGAAUUCAUUUUAAAAGGACAAAAAAAGGCAGAUUUGAUGUUUAGCUCAGAAUUUGUUCAUAAAGGACAAGGAAAGGCAGAUGUCAUGUUUAGGUAGUUCAGAAUUUGUUUUAAAAGGAAAAGGCAGAUUUCAUGUUUAGCUCAGAAUUUGUCCAUAAAGGAAAAGGCAGAUUUCAUAGUUAGCUCAGAAUUUGUUUUAAAAGAACAAGAAAAUGCAGAUUUUAUGUUUAGGUAACUCAGAAUUUGUUUAAAAAGGACAAGAAAAGGCAGAUUUCAGGUUUAGCUCAGAAUUUGUUUAAAAAGGACAAGAAAAGGCAGAUUUCAGGUUUAGCUCAGAAUUUGUUUAAAAAGGACAAGAAAAGGCAGAUUUCAGGUUUAGCUCAGAAUUUGUUUAAAAAGGACAAGAAAAGGCAGAUUUCAUGUUUAGCUUAGAAUUUGUCCAUAAAGGAAAAGAAAAGGCAGAUUUCAUGUUUAGGUAGUUCAGAAUUUGUCCGUAAAGGACAAGGAAAGGCAGAUUUCAUGUUUUAGAUUGAUUAAGUUGAGCUGGCCCUGGGCCCAGGCUUCACCUGGGACUGGGCCAGAGCUGGUGUUGAUUCCAAAGGUUUUCCCAACAGCCCUGACCCCGUUGGAAAAUGCUCCUUUGGAAAAUCCUCCUUGUGCAGGGCCACAGGCAGAAAUGGGAGCACACAAAUUUUAGUUUUUAAGUGGCUUUGCAGCUGUGGAGUCCAGGAAAAAUCCCAUUGAAGCUUACCUUUAAAUCCAAAAAAAAUCUGUUUAAAAAGGCUUGACCUCAUCACCCAGCAGGCUUUUAUUGGCACAAAUCUAAGGACAGGUUAAUUAACCUCUGAAAGGUUAAUUUUGGGGGUUAUCAGGCUGCAAAAUCCUCAGGCAAAGGCUUUUUUCAGUCCUUGAAUCCUUCCCAUGUUGUGUGUGGAGUUGGAUCAGCACUGAGUUGAGAUAUUCUCAUUAAAUAAAUGAAUAUCACAUAAAUACUGAGUUUAAUUAAGUUAUACAUGAGGAAGUAAAUCUAAAAGCAGACCUGCACUUAAUUGGCAUUCAGAUUUUGGUUAAAAAAAAGUUUCCUCUAACCUAAUAAAAAUUUUAGUUAAAUUAAGAAUAAAUACUUUCAAGUUAGUAUUUACAUACUUGAUACCAAGAUCUGGGGUGUCAGAAUUUGUGGGGAAUUCAUUUUUACAUCCCCAUGCCUUUUAAAAAUCCUGGUAAUCAAAGCAGUAUUUAAAAAAACAAGGUGGAUAAAGAGCAGUUUCUGUGCUGCAGAAGCUGAAUUAUCUGAUUAAAUGUACAGGGCUAAAAGGGUUUAGUCCCUGCAGAAUCACUCAAAACCUCAAGUGUGACAAAUAAUGAUUAGGACUGGUCAGAAAUUGGUCAAAUUUUGUCAAAAUUUCAGGUGUUCAAAGGGGGGAAUACCAAAACUGGACUCGGAGUCUGUGAUGGAAGAGUUUUCUGCCAGAAUGCAUCAGGCAAAAGUAUGGGCUCAAGUUUAAAACACAGGGAAAACAUGGAUUAUCAAAGCAAAAAGUGGGUUUUCCUUAAAUAACUCCCAUUUUAUUGUGUUCAAGAGUUCACAGAUACCUGUGUCAGCAUUUCCUCUGUUUGCUUUAAACGUGGAUCUGGGGUAAAACCAAGAACCAGCUGGUUCUUUUCUGGUUUUCCUUCUGCUCUUGGCGGGGUUUGUGGCAAGAAUUUAAAAUCCUUUUAAAUUCUCCUGCUUUUCCAGCAUUUGUUUGAAAUGUCAUGGUGAAUGCUAGGGCUGGCUGCAGCAGGAUUUUAAUGGGAUUUUUGGGAACUUUUAUUUUCUAACCAAAAUACGGAUGCAUAUUUAGUGCAGGUGUGCUUUUAGAUUUUAUUUCCUCACGUGUUGCUUGAGUAACUCAGCAUUUGUGUGCUGCUGAUUUAUUUCAUGAGGAUUUCCCACUGUCCCUGGGCAGGGAGCAGGGGUUUCUGUGCAUUUCAUUCAAGGCAUUGCUGAGGAAAGCAGGAAGCCCUGAUGCUGCUUUAGGUUCGGGGUGAGCAGGGAUGUCCUUCCCCUGUCCCACGUGCCCUGUGCAGGCUGGGCUGGCAGGGACAUGGGGAAUUCCAGCUGUUCCCUUGAGGGCACUGAUCCCAAACAGGGCUCUCUGUGCUGGGCUUUCUGCAGGAGCACAGAGGGGAAAGCAGAGCAAUCACUUCUGAUGUUUAAAUCAAUAAAUACAACAUAUUCUCCUCCUAACGCCAUCAGUGCUGGGAGUGAGCCCCAAACAGGGCAGCAGGCAGUGGAAAGGAGUCUGCCCUCAUUUCCAGCUGUCCCAAUCCCACUUCCCUGCAGGAUUCCAGCCUGCUUUGGGCUGGAAAGGACCUCAAAGCCCAUCCAGCUCCACCUGGGACACCUUCCCCUGUCCCAGGUGCUCCCAGCCCCAUCCAGCCUGGCACUGCCAGGGAUGCAGGGGCAGCCCCAGGUGCUCUGUGCCCCUUGUGCCACGGCUGCCCAGCCUGGGGCUGCAGAGAUUCACAUUUCAGCUCGUUCUGGGGGAACUGUGCCCACCGGGAACCCCUGGAGCUGCUCCCUGGGGCUCUCAUCCAGGUGUUCCCAGGGCAGGGCAGUGCUGCCCUGACUCCUCCCGAGCUCUCCUCUGAAUAAAACCACCUCUAACUCCUCUCAGACCCCUGUUUUUCUCCCCACAUUGGAAGGCAGAAGCGCCUGGAUCAAUUCCAGAGUGAACCUUUCCUCUCACAUGUGAUUCCUUGCUCCAUGUUUUCCAACAGGGCAAGGAGUGUUGUUUUUUUAAAAUCAGUCAGCAAAUUGGAGUUUAAUUGUCUGCUCCACUGAAGGCUUUUAAUAGUGAUAUUUUUUUAAAUAGAUGUGUUUGUAAUUUAUUUUGGGAUUUUCCAGGAUCAUUAAGCUGGCACAGGCUGGGGCAGUGAAUAUUCCAUUAAAGCAGAUUUGUGUCAAAUCUGCAGUGGAACCACAGAGUUAUUUUUGUGUGCCUUGUAGAACUCUGAAAUUUUGUUUUCUUGAUGAGAAAAAAUAUACAUUUUCUAUUUCCUGCUGCUGUGGUUUGUACACAGAAUAACCAGUGAUGCUUAUUUACCUGUAUAUAGAGAGAAAGGCCCCUGGCCUGUUUUUAAUUCAGGUUUAAAGGAUCUAAUUCUUAUUUUUAACUUUGUAUUUUGUAAACUGUUCCUUGCAAAAACAGAAGCAUUAAACACCACUUUGGCUGCA